CUUUUUGACGUUUCUCAACACGUGGACCUAACCUAAAACGGUGAUGGUUUCAAAAUAGCCCAAUUUCGUCAAAAAUCCGCGUAUUGUGUUACAAAAUGGCCUCCCAACCCGAAGUUAACAUCGACACCGAGCACUUCGAGCCGAAGAAGGCCCCCAAGCGGAGAAAUGACUCGCUCGGAGACAGCCCCAUGGACGUGGUCACUCACAACGGAAUCGAGGGAAAAGUCCGGAACAAACCCAAACACAAAAGAAUCAGAACAAAGUCAUACUCGGAAACCAAGGAUAACAUGCGGAAAGUCCCAGUCCCGGCCCACCGAUACACCCCCUUGAAGGAGAACUGGCUGAAAAUCUUCACCCCCAUUGUGGAGCACUUGAAACUGCAAGUGAGAUUCAACCUAAAGACGCGCAACGUUGAGGUGAAAACGUGCGACGAGACGGACGAUAUCGGGAAUUUGCAGAAAGCCGCCGAUUUUGUUAAAGCUUUUGUAUACGGUUUUGACGUCGAUGACGCUUUGGCUUUGAUGCGUUUGGAUGAUUUGUUCAUCGAGACUUUUGAAAUUAAAGACGUGAAGACACUCAAAGGUGACCACCAGUCCAGGGCCAUUGGUAGACUCGCCGGCAAAGGGGGCCGCACGAAAUUCACCAUUGAAAACGUCACGAAGACUAGGAUAGUCCUAGCAGACAGUAAAAUCCACAUUUUGGGGAGUUUCCAGAACAUUCAACUCGCCAGGAGAGCGAUCUGUAACUUAAUUCUAGGAUCACCACCGUCAAAGGUUUACGGGCAAUUGCGAAACAUCGCGUCUAGAGUGUCAGAACGAAUGUAGAUAAUCUUUAUUUAAUAAAUCAUUUCUUGAAAAAUUUCAAAUAU
This is a messenger RNA of Tribolium madens (black flour beetle), 868 nucleotides long. Its product is annotated as RNA-binding protein pno1. The record is from RefSeq and is a predicted model, not a curated record. Gene Ontology annotation, molecular function: RNA binding. The transcript has 2 exons. The coding region runs from base 96 to 824 and encodes 242 amino acids. Lineage: Eukaryota; Metazoa; Arthropoda; Insecta; Coleoptera; Tenebrionidae. Gene Ontology annotation, cellular component: nucleolus.